AUGUUCAUAUUUUCAUUCCCUUCUUCAAUUUCCUUUCUUAUUAUAUUUAUCUUUUCUUUCUAUUUUUUUAAUAUUAUUUUUCUAUUUUCUUUAAACUUUUCUAUUUCAUUAGAACUUUUUCAUUUUCUUUCUUCUUUCUCAUUUGCACUUUAUUUUUCCACUCAUUCUUUCUUAUUCAUGUUUCAUUUUUGCUAUCCUUUCUUCUUUUUUCUCCUCACUUUUCUUUUUUUUCUUUCACUUUCAUUUCUCCCCUCUUCUUUCACUCUUUUUCUGUUCUUAUUUAAUUUUCUUUUACUAAUUUUUCAUUUCCUUUCUUCUUUCUUUUCCUCUCUUCUUUUCCACUCUCCUUUCGUCUUUCAUUUUUAUUUCUCCUCAUUGUUCUUCACUUUCUCUAUCAUUUUUCAUUUAUCUUCUCUUUCUUUUUCAUUCUUUUUCGUUCCUCUCAUUCAUUUUCAUUCACUCUUUAUUCAUCCAUUCUUUUUUUUAUUCACUCUUCACUUUGCUCUUAUUUCUUUUUUUCUCAUUCACUUUUCUUUUUCUCCUUCCUUCUUUCUCUACCACUUUUUAUUUCCUUUCUCAUUCUUUCACUCUUCACUUUUUGUAUUUCUUUCACUCUAUUUCUUCUCUUUGUUUUCUUUUUUACUCUUCAUUUUCUUUCUCCUUUUUUCUUUCUAUUUCACUUUCUAUUUCUCGUCUCCUUUCUUCUUAAAGUCUUUUUUUUUUCUUUUUAUAACACAAAAUCAAUUUUAA
Molecule: messenger RNA, 750 nt
Organism: Acanthosepion pharaonis
Lineage: Eukaryota; Metazoa; Mollusca; Cephalopoda; Sepiida; Sepiidae
Source: the annotation of a GenBank genome assembly